Molecule: messenger RNA, 3466 nt
Organism: Nicotiana tabacum (common tobacco)
Lineage: Eukaryota; Viridiplantae; Streptophyta; Magnoliopsida; Solanales; Solanaceae
Product: ethylene receptor 2
Biological process (GO): phosphorelay signal transduction system; response to ethylene
Cellular component (GO): endoplasmic reticulum membrane; endoplasmic reticulum
Molecular function (GO): protein binding; ethylene receptor activity; ethylene binding
Source: RefSeq, a predicted model, not a curated record
CCUACAGUCCUACUCAACAAACAACGGCGCCAAAAUACCUCUUACUUCUCUCUCUCCUCUCUCUAUACAUAUAGUGCUUGCAAUGUCACUCUCUUUCUCUCUACAAUUUAUAGAAGUUUCAUUUGCUUAAACAAAAGUGUACGUAGCUAGUACGAAUAAAAAUUCUUCAAGGAAAGUGCUGAAGCGAAAAUCCAGUUUUGCCCCUUCAUCACUGCCAGUUUUAUGGUGGUGCCAGCGACGGAGUUCUGAAUUUGGAGCCCGGAACAGUUAAAUGGGUUGUAAUGUGGUACCCGUUUACCAUAAUUGGGUUAUGGUAAAGUUAUGAGUAGAUAUGGUGUAUUUGGACCAUUGAGUUGUUGAGGAUACCAGUGCAGGCUUGGGGGAAGCAUUGGUAUUGAUGGAGUUUCGGAUAAGAAGAAGAUGAUACCCCCUAAAUUUGCGUAUUUAUUUUUAUUGGGGGUCUGCAUGUGGGUGAACCAUAAGAUCUCUUUAUUGGAUUGGCUUGCUCUGGAUUUUGCUCUAUAAUAAACAUGUGUUUGUUUUUAUUCCAGGUCUAUAAUUGCAGAUGAAGCUGGCAUCGCUGCUGAAGUAGAAGAUAUAUAGUCUAUCCAGUAAAUGAGCUGAAGACUUGGUCAAAUUGGAUGCAAUGUUAAGGACAUUAGCAUCAGCUUUGUUAAUUUUGUCAUUCCUUGUUUCCUUAUCGGCUGCUGAUAAUGGUUUCCCUCGUUGUAACUGUGAUGAUGAAGGAUUUUGGAGCAUUGAGCGUAUCUUAGAGUGCCAAAGAAUCAGUGAUUUAUUUAUUGCGAUAGCCUAUUUUUCUAUCCCAAUUGAGCUCCUUUACUUCGUAAGCUGUUCUAACUUUCCAUUCAAAUGGGUGCUCUUCCAAUUUAUUGCAUUCAUUGUUCUGUGUGGGAUGACUCAUUUGCUCAAUUUCUGGACUUACUAUGGCCAACACCCAUUUCAGCUUAUGCUUGCUCUAACCAUUUUUAAAGUCCUCACUGCACUCGUAUCCUUUGCCACUGCUAUAACCCUUAUCACCCUCUUUCCUAUGCUGCUCAAAAUCAAAGUGAGGGAGUUUAUGUUAAAGAAGAAGACUUGGGAUCUUGGUCGAGAGGUUGGAUUAAUAAAGCAGCAAAAGGAAGCUGGAUGGCAUGUCCGGAUGCUUACGCAGGAGAUUCGAAAGUCACUUGAUCGUCAUACAAUACUAUAUACAACUCUGGUGGAGUUAGCGAAGACACUGGAUUUGCAUAAUUGUGCUAUUUGGAAGCCCAAUGAGAAUAAAACUGAGAUGAACCUGAUUCAUGAGCUGAAAGGAAGAAGCUUUUCUAAUAUGUAUAAUAUGCCUAUUCCGACAAGUGAUCCAGAUGUAAGGGAGAUUAAGGGGAGUGAUGGAGUAAAGUUACUUGAUGCCGACUCCCCACUUGCUGCUGCGAGUAGUGGAGGGAGUAGUGAACCAGGAGCUGUGGCUGCUGUUAGGAUGCCGAUGCUGAAGGUGUCGAACUUCAAAGGUGGAACUCCUGAACUUGUCCCAGAAUGCUAUGCCAUACUGGUGUUGGUUCUUCCUAGUGAACAAGGUAGAUCUUGGAGCAACCAGGAAAUUGAGAUAGUCAGGGUCGUGGCUAAUCAGGUUGCUGUGGCUCUGUCCCAUGCUGCAGUUCUUGAAGAGUCUCAGCAUAUGAGAGAAACAUUGGAGGAGCAAAAUCGAGCUCUGCAACAAGCAAAGCAGGAUGCACUUAGGGCGAGUCAAGCAAGGAAUGCAUUUCAGAUGGUUAUGAGCCAUGGUCUGAGAAGACCCAUGCACUCAAUAUUGGGUCUUCUCUCCUUGAUGCAAGAUGAUAACUUGGGUAAUGAGCAGCGGCUUCUUGUGGAUGCAAUGACUAAAACCAGCAAUGUUGUGUCAACCCUUAUAAAUGAUGUGAUGGAUACUUCGACAAAGGACAAUAGUAGAUUCCCUCUGGAGAUGAGGCAUUUUCAGCUACAUUCCAUGAUAAAAGAAGCUGCUUGUCUUGCCAAGUGUUUGUGUGCUCAUAGGGGUUACAAUAUUUCCAUCGAGGUUGACAAAUCUUUGCCAAAUCAUGUCAUGGGCGAUGAAAGAAGAGUUUUUCAAGUUAUUCUUCAUAUGGUUGGGAAUCUUUUGAAGGACCCCAAUGGAGGUUAUCUUACAUUUAGAGUUCUCCCAGAAAGUGCAAGAAGGGAAGGCAUCGACGGAGCUUGGAAGACAAGGAGGUCACACUCAUCUCUUGAAAAUGUCUAUAUCAGGUUUGAAGUUGGAUCAAGCAAUAAUCAUUCUCAUCCAGAGGGCAUAGCAUCCACAUUGCCACAAUGUUGUGAAACACGCCGCAGUAGGGAAGUGGAGGAAAGGUUGAGCUUCACUGUGUGCAGAAAGCUGGUUCAGUUGAUGCAAGGAGACAUCUGGGUAGUCCCAAAUCCAGAAGGUUUUGAUCAAAGCAUGACCGUCAUUCUUGGGUUUCAACUGCGGCCAUCAAUUGCCAUAGGCAUUCCUGAAUAUGGAGAAUCUUCUGAUCACUCGCAUCCACACUCACUCCUCCAGGGGGUUAAUGUUCUCUUAGCAGAUUAUGAUGAUGUGAAUAGAGCUGUAACAAGGAAGCUACUUGAAAAAUUAGGAUGCGUUGUUUCUGCAGUUUCAUCGGGACACGACUGUCUUGGUGCUCUGGCCCCUGCUGUAUCUUCAUUCCAAAUUGUCCUUUUGGAUCUUCACCUGCCUGAUUUAGACGGCUUUGAAGUAACCAUGAGAAUUCGGAAGUUUCGUAGCCGCAGCUGGCCGUUGAUCGUUGGUUUUGCAUCUGCUGAUGAAGAUGUUAGUGGAAGAUGCCUGCAGAUUGGAAUGAAUGGAAUUAUUCGUAAACCGGUGCUACUGCCUGAAAUUGCUGAUGAGCUUCAAAGGGUCCUACAGGCAAGCAGAAUCAUGCGAUGAUGUUAAAACUGCCUUUGUAGUGGAGCAUAAUAAGGCAUGGCUUCAUUCAACAACCUAAUGCUAAGCAAACGAACGAAAUUUCUCAGGACAUAACUGCUGUUCACCCCUGAAGAUUCCAGCAGACAGAUGUUACAUACAAACACUGAAAUCAAAUUGGUAUAGAAAAUAUAUCUUCUUUUUUCUUUACAUAAUCUUUAAGCUAUACAGGAUUUGACCGCCAGGUGUGCCCUUUCAACAUUUUAUUGAGCUUAACAACUGAUCUGAAUUUAUCUAAGCUGUCCCUAAAACUGAAGUAGUUACGAAAUGACUUGAGAAUAGCUCCAUUUCUAAGCUAUAGUGCACUAGAUUCAUGCAGUAAGAUUUGCUUUAGCAGAAAAUCUGUUGCCAAUUGAAAAUUUUGGGUGAAGAAUGCUCAAAAGGCUGAUUUGAAAUGUUUACUUGUAUGAUAUGCAUUUACGAAUAUACCAAAAUACUUCAUAGAUGAGACUAUACAUACUUUUGGGACUUUAAUGAAGCAGGUUGUUGCACUUU